AUGGCUGACGUGACUAGGGCUCCACGCACGAAGGACUUUGGAUCUACAUCCAUCCAAUGUCCGAUGUUGUCACCGACAAACUACAUAGUUUGGUCGAUGAGGAUGAAGGUUCUACUACGUGUUCAUGAAGUGUGGGACACAAUCGAACCCGGUUCAGAUGAUCAAAAGAAGAACAAUGUUGCGAUAGCUCUUUUGUUUCAAUCUGUUCCAGAGACUUUGAUUCUCCAGGUGGGAGAACAAACCGCAUCAAAAGAGAUCUGGAAUGCCAUCAAGUCGCGACACCUAGGAGCUGAUCGUGUAAGGGAGGUGAGACUUCAGACGUUGAUGACGGAGUUUGAUAGGUUGAAGAUGGAUGAUGGAGAUACGGUCGAUGACUUUGCGGGGAAGAUAUCGGGCCUAUCAUCCAAAGCAACCUCGUUGGGAGAAAACAUAGAAAAAUCCAAGAUGGUCAAGAAGUUCUUGAAGGGUCUUCCAAGACACAAGUAUAUCCAGAUCGUAGCAUCACUUGAGCAAGUCCUAGAUCUCAACUCGACGGGGUUUGAAGACAUAGUUGGAAGGCUUAAGGCGUACGAGGAGCGUGUAGGAGAAGAAACUCAGAAAGAAGACCAAGGGAAAUUGAUGUUUUCGAACAAUGAAGAGCAUAGUCAGAGGGGCUAUGAGAAUUCCCGUGGUAGAGGAAGAGGACGGAACGGUAGAGGCAGAGGUCGAGGUAGGUCACACAACCAAAACCGUGCGUCACACACUGAAGAUAACAACUCGAAGAAGAAUCGUUCAAAGCUGAUAUGUUGGAGAUGUGACAAGCAUGGUCACUACGCAACUGUCUGUCCUGAAAAGACAGAGAAGAAUCAAGAAACCAACCUAAACGAGACAGAAGAGGCUGAUGCACUCUAUGUACACAAGGUGGUGUUUUUGAACGAAGAUAAGGUGAUUCCAAAGAAUCUUGAUAUUGACAAAGGCAGUACAAGUGUCUGGUAUUUGGAUAAUGGAGCGAGCAAUCACAUGACAGGGAACAAGGAGUUCUUUUCGAGUUUGAAUCUCAACACCAAAGGGAAGGUGAAGUUUGGUGAUGGAUCGUGUGUUGACAUUGUAGGAAAGGGUGUGGUUACCUUUGUGUGCAAGACUGGAGAGAAGAAGGUACAUACCCGAUCUGAAGCACAAUAUAUUGAGUCUUGGGCAAGCAACAGAAAACGGAUGUGA
Messenger RNA from Brassica napus (rape), 1197 nucleotides. RefSeq lists its product as uncharacterized. The record is from RefSeq and is a predicted model, not a curated record. Gene Ontology annotation, molecular function: nucleic acid binding; zinc ion binding. The coding region runs from base 1 to 1197 and encodes 398 amino acids. Lineage: Eukaryota; Viridiplantae; Streptophyta; Magnoliopsida; Brassicales; Brassicaceae. The transcript has a single exon.